This is a messenger RNA of Raphanus sativus (radish), 2841 nucleotides long. Its product is annotated as potassium channel AKT2/3-like. Gene Ontology annotation, molecular function: protein binding; voltage-gated potassium channel activity. Lineage: Eukaryota; Viridiplantae; Streptophyta; Magnoliopsida; Brassicales; Brassicaceae. Bases 123 to 2516 code for a protein of 797 amino acids. Gene Ontology annotation, biological process: potassium ion transport; transmembrane transport. The record is from RefSeq and is a predicted model, not a curated record. The transcript has 9 exons. Gene Ontology annotation, cellular component: membrane.
AUACACACCUCAACUUCCCUCUCUUCAUUGUUAUAAUUAGUAUAACAUCCACCAAAACUUCUCUCUUUCAUGUUCUUAGUUGAAAAAAGCAAUUUUAGUUCUUCAGGGAGUAUAUAUAUAUAAUGGAUCUCAAGUAUCCCCCAUCUCACUACAACUUAUCUUCAGUCAUGAAGAAGCAUCAGCGUCUUCAACAUCAUCGAGGAAAAGGGAGAGAUGAAGAGUAUGAUGCUUCUUCUCUCAGCUUGAACAAUCUGUCAAAGCUUAUCCUUCCUCCAUUAGGUGUUGCAAGCUACGACCAGAGUCGCAUCAUUUCUAGUGGAUGGAUCAUCUCACCCAUGGAUUCAAGACACAGGUGGUGGGAAUCAAUUAUGGUGCUUUUGGUUGCAUACUCUUCUUUGGUUUACCCCUUUGAAGUCGCAUUUCUAAGGUCCUCGCCAAAGAGAACUCUUUGUAUCACAGACAACAUCGUAGACUCGUUCUUUGCUGUUGACAUUGUCUUGACGUUUUUUGUUGCUUACAUAGACAGAAGAACACAGCUUCUUGUCCGUGAGCCCAAACAGAUUGCAGUGAGGUACCUUUCAACGUGGUUCGUGAUGGAUGUUGCGUCGACUAUACCAUUUAAUGCAAUCGGAUUCUUGAUCACUGGCACAUGCAAGUUGAAUCUCACUUGUAGUCUCUUGGGACUGCUCAGGUUUUGGAGACUCAGACGUGUCAAACAACUCUUCACAAGACUCGAGAAGGACAUAAGGUUCUGCUACUUCUGGAUUCGCUGCAUUCGACUUCUAUGCGUGACACUGUUUCUAGUGCAUUGUGCUGGAUGCAUUUACUACCUACUAGCAGACAUGUGUCCACAUGGAAAGACAUGGAUCGACGCUGUCCCAAGUAUCAGACAUAAAAGUCUUUACAUCAAGUACAUUGCAUCCAUUUAUUGGUCUAUCACAACAAUGACAACUGUGGGAUAUGGAGACCUCCAUGCUAGCAACACUAUUGAGAUGGGAUUCAUUACAUUCUACAUGUUAUUUAAUCUUGGCCUCACUUCUUACCUUAUAGGUAACAUGACUAAUCUGGUCUUGGAAGGAACUCGUCGUACCAUGGAGUUUAGGAAUAGCAUUCAAGCAGCGUCAAACUUUGUUAACAGAAACCAUUUGCCUCCUAGAUUGAGAGACCAGAUAUUGGCUUACAUGUGUUUGAGGUUCAAAGCAGAGAGCUCCAAUCAGCAGCAUGUUAUUGACCAGCUCCCAAAAUCAAUCCACAAAAGCAUUUGUCAACAUCUUUUUCUUCCAUCUGUUGAAAAAGUUUACCUCUUCAAAAGCGUCUCAAGAGAGAUACUUCUUCUCCUGGUUUCUAAAAUGAAGGCUGAGUAUAUUCCACCUAGAGAGGAUGUCAUUAUGCAGAACGAAGAGCCUGAAGAUGUUUACAUAAUUGUAUCAGGAGAAGUUGAGAUCAUAGAUUCAGAGAUUGAUGAGAGAGAUAGAGUGUUAGGCACUCUAAGAUGUGGAGACAUAUUUGGAGAAGUUGGUGCACUUUGUUGCAGACCUCAGAGCUACACUUUUCAAACUAAGUCUCUGUCACAGCUUCUCCGGCUCAAAACUUCUUUCCUUAUUGAGACAAUGCAGAUUAAACAACAAGACAAUGUCACAAUGUUCAAGAACUUCAUGCAGCAUCACAAAAAGCUGAGUGAUCAUCUAAGGACACAAAAAGAUGGACAAAACGAUGACGUUCCACCGAACAUUGCCUCAAAUCUUAUCAAUGUUGUAUCCACAGGCAAUGCAGCUCUUCUUGAUGAGCUUCUCAAGGCCAAGUUAAGCCCUGACAUUACAGAUUCCAAAGGAAAAACUCCACUGCAUCUAGCGGCUUCCAGAGGAUAUGAAGAUUGUGUUUUAGUACUCCUAAAGCACGGAUGCAACAUACACAUAAGAGAUGUGAGUGGUAACACGGCUCUAUGGGAAGCAAUCUCAUCGAAGCAUUAUGCCAUAUUCAGAAUCCUUUACCAUUUCUUAGCUACAACUGAUCCACAAAUAGCUGGAGAUCUCCUAUAUGAUGCAGUGAGACAGAACAAUGUAGAAGUAAUGAAGGAUCUUCUGAAAGAGGGGAUCAGUGUUGACACAGAGGACCAUCAUGGCUUCACAGCUUUGCAGGUCGCUGUGGCGGAGAAUCAAAUGGAUAUGGUGAAUCUCUUAACUAUGAACGGUUCAGAUGUGGUUGGUGUCAACACACAUGAGUUCAGACCGUUGGAGAAGUUAAGAGUUGUGAAAGAAGAAGAAAGAGUGAGUAUUUUCAGAGGGCAUCCAUUGGAGAGGAAAUCAAGAAGUUGCAAUGAAGCUGGGAAGCUUAUACUGCUUCCUCAUUCUCUUGAUGAUCUCAAGAAAAUUGCAGGAGAGAAGUUUGGGUUUGAUGGAAGUAAGACGAUGGUGACCAAUGAAGAUGGAGAUGAGAUUGACAGUAUUGAAGUGAUUAGAGAUGGUGACAAGCUUUACUUCAUGGAACAAAAUAAUUCAGAAAAUAAAAGAAAAUAAAUUAUGAAAACCGGUGGUGGUGGUCUAGUGUCGUUUGAGGGAAUUGAGAAACCCAAUAAAGCGAAUCCGGGUUCAAACCCCACCGGCCACACGGAUAUGAGUUAUUGUUUUCGACUCAUUUGAAUGCGUAGGAGAUGGUCUAUCCGUGAGUUAUACCUCCACCCGGGGGUUAGGCUUGUGUCAUCAUUGACCCGGAUUUAACCAUUUUCUUUUACAAAAAAGAAAUUAUGAGAUACACGAUCUAGCGUGAAAAAAAAAAUGAAUUAGAAAAAAACAUGCAUAUUGUAAUUUCUAGGUGAAAACGAUAUUUGUUUGUCCAUUUUCU